Penicillium hordei is the source of this 1032-nucleotide messenger RNA. RefSeq lists its product as uncharacterized. The record is from RefSeq and is a predicted model, not a curated record. The transcript has 4 exons. Gene Ontology annotation, cellular component: Golgi apparatus. Bases 1 to 1032 code for a protein of 343 amino acids. NCBI's taxonomy places the organism in Eukaryota, Fungi, Ascomycota, Eurotiomycetes, Eurotiales, Aspergillaceae.
AUGUAUAGACCGACCUCCAGAAAUGAAUGGUGGUUGUGUGGCGUGUUGUUCAUGCAGGCUAUCUUGGUCAUUGCCCUUGAGAUCUAUAUACUUGUGGAAUGGCAGUUAUGGGUUACUCCUACCAUAACUCAGGUGCCACUAUCCUACAUGAUCCCGGUCAAUCUAGGCAUUCUAAUAUUCGCCUCUGUCUACGAGUUCAUCCUUGCCCUGGAUGCGAUCCAUCACAAGAAUAAUGUUCUUCUCUUUUCAAUCUGCAUCUGCAAUGUUUGCAGCUUUGUGUACUCUAUCAUGCAGUACACACUGAUGAAAGAAAAUACCGCGAGACUAUAUGCUUACCGUUAUGCAUUCCCGGCUCUGGUAGAUACCACUCGCAACGUCUGGCCCCAGAUCCGGCCAGCGGAGAUCCUAGUGUCAGUUAUUACAGGAUUGUGCAGUCUGCUUCUGUGCUUGUUUGUAUACUUCUUGCAUAGGGAGUAUUCAUGGGUUAUCUACAAGUCGGUUCAUGGCAGCUCGAAAACACGAAUGCGUUAUCUGUUCUACGAGAUCUUCCUCGUUCUGAUAAAACUUCUCUUUUACUUCUUGUUAGGUUUCAUCAUUCAAUACAACCUGGUGUAUAUCCACUUUAGGGAGCCGGAGUAUACCCUUACAAUGCUCCUCAUUCCGGUCGCAUUUAUCGUUAUGCUACUUGGUAUCUGGGUUGUCCAACACGAACGAACCAUUGGCGUGGUUGCUAUCAUCAUAUGCUACCUCGGUCUACUCGCAUAUCUCAUCAGCCGCAUCAUAAUUCUCUUUGGGGCUAUAACCGCUGGAAAGGACAUGAUGUUGUUCUUUGCAUUCAUGUCUGUGGUGCUGACUUCUGGAACAAUUUUAUGCACCAUUAUCUGCAUCAAAAACUUCGACCGAGGCUUCAUAGUCAUCAAUCACUCGAAGAAUGGCCAUGCACAAGAGUCAUAUUCCGUACCCACCGGAUAUUCCCUAGCAGAGCCGCCUCGUUCAUUUUCCCGUCCUUCCUCGCGGCUCACGCUUGAUUAA